Molecule: messenger RNA, 447 nt
Organism: Symbiodinium pilosum
Lineage: Eukaryota; Dinophyceae; Suessiales; Symbiodiniaceae
Source: the annotation of a GenBank genome assembly
AUGGCUGGCGGUGGCGGUGGCAUCGUUGCUGGUGUCGGCGCCAAUGUGCUGGUAGACUUGGACUGCCACGCCAAGCUCAGCGACUUUGGCUGCUCCAAGCGUUCCAAUGACACCAUGUCGCAUACGAUGCGAGGCUCCAUACCAUGGAUGGCACCCGAGGUCAUCAAGAACACGGGGUACGGCCGAAAGGCCGACAUCUGGAGCUUCGGAUGUGUUGUGAUUGAAAUGGCCACGGCAAAAAGUCCAUGGGGGUCCUUUGACAACCCCAUGGCCGCCAUGUGCAAAAUUGCAAUGUCAGAUGCGACGCCACCAAUCCCAGAAGGAGUGUCUCCCGCAUGCCAGGACUUCAUCGGCCUUUGCACCCGGAGAGAUCCCGCUGACAGGCCAGAUGCCACCACGCUGCUGGCGCACGAAGUGCUUCGCAACGUAUGCACUGAAGACGACUGA